UCUUGAAAAAGAAUUUUUUUUUUUAAUUUUUCCUUUAAAUUUGAGAAUUUAGUAAUUAAAUAAAAAUUUUGAUUAUAAUGGUAAAAAUGUAUGUGUCACCAUGGGGAAUUGCGGCAUUUUCCUGCCUUUGUUUAUUAUUGAUAACAUUCAAAAAACGACGAGCUGUGGAUUCAGUAAAAAAGAAUCGUUGCGCCUGUUGCCUGAAACCCUUCUUGAUUGAUCGUCGUGAAAAUUGCAGUGACUGUGCAGCAAACUCUUGUCUCUUUUGCCAUAAAAAUAAAAAAUGUGUCAAGAAAAAUGACAAUUGUUUAGAAACUGUAGACCCAUUGACGGAAUUUUCAGAGUCUUCAAUCGAAUUCAGAACGACAAAAGUUGAGCAUGUGCAACACGAUUUGGAGACGACUGCGGGUGAUAAAAAGGAAGAAAAUUCGAUGGAAAUUAUACGAGACACAGAUGAGAAAAUGAUAGAAGAACUAAUUGAAAUAAAUAUAAAUCCAAUAAAUCGAACUUAUCAUCAUUCAGCAUACAAAAGUACAACGAAUACGGCGAGCAUGGCCCAAAUGGCACUCAAAGAACUUGUGGAACGUGUUGUCGAGGAGGCAAAAAUGCUGCCAGGAUUAAGAAGUUCUAAAGCGGAGAAAGAAAAGGAGAAUUCAACCUUUGAAGAUCUUCUAGCCACAGCCAUACUUAAUAAAGUGAUAGAAAAAUUUCAAAACGAUUACGUUGACGGAAAUAGAAAUAUCUUAUCAGAAAUAUCUCCCAAUAAGAAAAAAAAUAGCGAAAUCGAAACUAGUUUUGAAAAAGGACAAGAACAGCUGUCUCUUACGAUAGAAGAGCGCAUUGAAGAAGUAGAAGAGGAAAAUGACGUGGAUUUUUCAAACACUCGACGAGUUCCAUUUCCGGAAUUUGGAAUGGAUAUUGUAUCACAAGAUUCAUCGGAUGAAAAUCAAGAACAGUCAGUUCACGAUCAUAUAACUCCCCUUGAAUCGUGGGAGGAAAAUUGGCUUUUUCAAAAAAGAAAAAUGCAAAUUAGAUCCGAUCCAGUGUCAAUGUUGGUUCCAUAUCCAAGCGAAGACUACAGAGCUCUGAUUGGCGAUAAAAAUGUCGAGGACAUUUCCUCUGACGAUGAAAUCGAACAUGAACUGAAAUUUGUAAUCAGCAGCGCUACUGAAUCGUCGGACAAUGAGGAGGCAAAUGUAAUGGAAAAAUUGUCAUCAACUUUUUUAGGUGCUUUCGAAAAUGGAAUCGAAAAAUUAUCAACAACCUUUGGUGGUGAUCAAUUUUUCGAAAAUGGAAUCGAAAUGGAAGACAAUAUCGAAUUUAAAAAAGGAGAUAAUUCCGAGUGUAAAAAAGAAAAUGAGUUUGAAUGUAAAACAGAAGAUAAUGACGAAUGUAAAGCGGGAGAUAAUUUCGAAUGUGAAAAAGAAGAUAACUUUCACUGUAAGAAAAAGGAGAACUUCGAUUAUGAAAAGGGAGAUAAUUUCAAAUUUGUAAAGGAAAAUAAUUUUCAAUCUAAAAAAGAGAAUUUCGAAUAUGAGAAGAAAGAGAAUUUUGAAUGUAAAAAGAAAGAAGAGAAUUUCAAAUCAAAGCAAAACGAAAUGUUUUUUAAUGAAAAAAAUGAGACUGAAGAAAUGUCUGCCGAAGAUCAAGUUCAACAAGAAAGUGAAUAUACCGAACAUUUUGACACUGCGACGCAAAAACACAUGGACAGUUUGACGAAAAUGUACGGACCGAUGGGAAUUGAUGAAGUGGAUCACGAAUCGUCUUCAAAAAUUUCUGAAUUAUCAUUAUCAUCUUCAAAAACUCUUGGGAAGUGCCGCGACUCUGCGGCUUUCAUUAAAGGAGAAAAUCUCGAAAAUGAAAUUGAAGAUGAAGUUGAAUUGGCCACACCUCCACGACCAGGAACAAUCGCAGAACGCGAACACAGAAAGUGGGAAAAUGCACGUCCAAUUAAAAAUAAUCCGUAUAGCAAGAAAAAUAUUCAGAAGAGACUUUUGGAACGACAAUAUAAUUGUUACAGUAUAAUUACUGAGAGUAAUAUUUCAAAAUCAAGUGAUAAACCUUUACAAAUUGUAUUAGGAGCGAAGACUGUCGAUUUCAAAAGGUUUGCGAGAGAUUAUUACAUCAACGAUGCCAUAACUUCUAACGAAGAAAAACAAAGAGAUUUAGAAACAAAUCAACAUUCAAAAAUUGAGGAUGAUAUCAUAGAUUAUGAAUCAAAUAGCCUCGUGAGUGGAGAAGGUCAAUUAAAAGUUUCCAAUUGUCAGAAGAAUAAUGAAGAAGCAGCAGCCAUGAGAAGUUCAGGGGAAAUAAUAAUACCAUCGCAAAGUUGGAAAAAUUCCGAUGUUGAAAAAUUAUUUGAAAAAGAGCGAAGAAAUAAUAAGAAUGAAAUAAAUGCAAGAUUCAAUAACAAGGAUAGUAAAAAUCAUUGUGAUAUUAAUUAUGAAACUUCAAAAUCAUCUCAACAGAGAGUAAUAAAUAAAUUGGAUUUAAAAUCAUUUGGAUAUGAAUGUGGUUUGAGACGAACGCAAUCGAUUCAAUUUGAUAGUAGAAAUCACAGUCAAGCGCAGGAACAAAAACCAAAGAUUGUCAAAGAAAAAAAUGAAUUUAAUUCGAGUGAAAUUGAAAAUGACGACGAUUUUCAAUAUCCAAUGAGUGGCAUAUUUUCAGCGAAAUCAGUGCCAAAUAUUGCGGAUAUUGAUUUUUCUAAUGAUGAAAAACAAAAUAGGAGGAAAAUUUUUGUGAAUUCAGUGGAAAAUCUUUCGAGUGAAAAUUCAAAGGGUUCGAUUCCAAUUUUACCAUCGGUAAGAAAACUCGCUAGAGCGUUUAGCAAAUCAACUGAAAUUAAUUCUUCAAUGCUAAAAAUGGAGAAAAAGAGACCAACGACACCUGAAAUUCUUCUCGUUGAAAAACCAAGACAGCUUGAACAAAACUCAUCCGAAAAUGAAAGAAACGCAGAAAAUAAUAAAAGUUCAAUUGGCGAUAUCAGUAUUAUUUCUCCUGGUAAAUUGAAAAAUAAUAUUCAAUUUUGGGAACAACUACAAAAGCAAAGUUAACAAUUAUCACUGUUAUGAAAAUAUCGAUAUAAACAGAUAUCUAAUAAUCUAGAUUUUUAAAUGUAAAAUACUGUUUUUUAUACGCUCAUUUAAUUUUAAAGUCUUGUAAAAUUUUAGUUUAUUGCCAUUCAAUGUAUUGAAAUUUAUUCAUUGAAACCUAAAAUCAAUGAAGGGCGAAUAAUGUUAUAAGAAGGAAAAUAUCUGCCAUACGAUUGUAAAUUUAAAACAAAUAAAUAAAUUAUAAUUA
Molecule: messenger RNA, 3303 nt
Organism: Leptopilina heterotoma
Lineage: Eukaryota; Metazoa; Arthropoda; Insecta; Hymenoptera; Figitidae
Exons: 16
Coding region: 78-3056 (992 amino acids)
Source: RefSeq, a predicted model, not a curated record